Molecule: messenger RNA, 1832 nt
Organism: Leguminivora glycinivorella
Lineage: Eukaryota; Metazoa; Arthropoda; Insecta; Lepidoptera; Tortricidae
Product: zinc finger protein 431-like
Exons: 2
Coding region: 270-1268 (332 amino acids)
Biological process (GO): regulation of transcription by RNA polymerase II
Molecular function (GO): RNA polymerase II cis-regulatory region sequence-specific DNA binding; DNA-binding transcription factor activity
Source: RefSeq, a predicted model, not a curated record
GUUUUCUCGUAUACACUAGGCUUGUGUCGUUCACGACGUGGUAUAAAAAAAAAAAGUCCCACUUUGUCGAUUGCUAUGAAGCCGGUUUGUCAGUUUAUUCAUAUAAAGAUACAAGUAAAUCUCGCCUUUAUGUUAACUGACAAAGUGGGACGUUUUAGUAAACACACUCGCAUAUAAUUACAAAGUUCUUAGUGCCAUUACAAUAUUACUUUACGUACAAAAAGUGCCGAAAAGUACUAUUCCCGUUAUUCAAAAGCAUAGCAUCAAUUAUGGAAGGCCUCGAAGUCCGAGUAAAAAUAGAAGGAAUUAGUGUUAAGAUGGAGCCACAUUGGAGCGAUAGCGAACUAGAAGACAACAAAAAUGAGCCUGAAUAUGACGAAAAUGUGACAGACCCUACAGGACUUUACGUUGACCAUCUUGUGAAACAUGAGCUUGUACUCGGCCCGGAGAUUAUUCAUCGACCUAGCAGUGCCUACGCAGUUUCAAAUAUUCUUGAUCUGAUACAGUUGAAAACAUGCAAACAGGAAUCAGGCGAGGAGUCUCAAUGCGACCAGUUGCUACCAAAACCACAUCUCACGGACUGUUCUGUAAGAAUCGAGCAAAUACCAACACCAAAAAUCAAGCUUCCAAAAUACAAAGAAAAAACUCUCUCAUGUGAUGUAUGUAACAAAAUGUUUCAUUAUGAAGGACCUCUACUUGCUCAUAAAAGGUGUCAUACUGGAGAAAAACCAUUCCCUUGUGAAAUAUGCGGGAGGAAGUUCAGCGCUACAAACAAUUUAAAAAAACACAAACUUACUCAUAGAGCUAAUAUGAAGGAGCGACGUUACUGUUGUGGUAUAUGUAGAAAAAAGUUCAUUCGUAAAGAUAAUCUAAUGAACCACAAACGUUCACACACAGGAGAGAAACCUUUUGCGUGUGAAAUUUGUAAUAAGAAUUACAGUUACAGAGAAAGCUUAGAAUACCACUUAGCAACGCAUUCUUCUGGAAUUCCAAAGUCUUAUAGCUGUGACAUAUGCGGGGGGAAGUUUCGAACGAAAUCACAUAUAAUAAGACAUAUGCUCAUUCAUGGGGGAGAGAAAUUGUUUCGCUGUGAAAUAUGUACAACGCCUUUCAGACACAAAUCAACUUUAACAUGUCACAUGAGAACACACACCGGUGAGAAUGAGAAGCCGUACGAAUGUGCAGUGUGCACAAAACGGUUCAUAUCAAGUCGCACUUAUGAUAAACAUAAUCUGAAAGUACAUAAGAGACAUAACAUUUCGAAGUAGGGAACAAGUCAAAUUAUUUUAUUAAUUUUAUGUUGUUCCCUAAUUAUGUUAAUUUAACUUUAAUUGACAUAGAUUACUAAUUAAUAUUACAUAUUUGACAUCUAUUUUUUUUACUUUGUGAAUAAUUAAAUAUGAGUAAUAUGUAAAAUGUCUGCCAUUGUCACCAAGUAUAUGGCCAAUCUGGCCAGUGGGGCCAUGGACAGACUGACAAACUCGUGAACGAUCGUAUAAGGGUGGCGUUUUAUUAGGAACACAUAAACCGUGCACAUGGAACCCUUAAAAAGCCCUUUCAUUUGAAAUGAAGUGUAAAGUCUAAAUAAGGUUAAAAACGCUUAAGUUUUUUUGUGACUUUCAAAUCCUGAAACUUUUAAAAACUAUUUUUAUACUUUUUAGGUCCUGUAUUUUUACAAGCUUUUAUUCAACUUGCCUUGUUAGUAUGUUAGUGUGCGUCAAAACGUAGAAGCUAAAUUUGACCCACUUCCCGGUUUCCAAUUGAGCUGAAAUUUUGCACACAUAUGUAAAUCACGUGACAAUGCAAUAUUAUGGUAUCGUGGAGCUGAUCUG